Tigriopus californicus is the source of this 9712-nucleotide messenger RNA. It is a transcript of the gene hyd, whose product is annotated as E3 ubiquitin-protein ligase UBR5-like. Gene Ontology annotation, molecular function: zinc ion binding; RNA binding; ubiquitin binding. The transcript has 12 exons. Gene Ontology annotation, biological process: regulation of double-strand break repair; protein polyubiquitination; DNA damage response. The record is from RefSeq and is a predicted model, not a curated record. Gene Ontology annotation, cellular component: nucleus. The coding region runs from base 154 to 9600 and encodes 3148 amino acids. NCBI's taxonomy places the organism in Eukaryota, Metazoa, Arthropoda, Copepoda, Harpacticoida, Harpacticidae.
UGUCGGCUCCCCUCCGAAUUCUCCGAAAUAUCCAAAAUCCUCGAGAUCUGACGCCCGGCUCAGCCCAUCCCCACGAAUCCUAGGAGCAACUGACCCAUCCACCCAAUCCGGACCCACAUCCGGCAUCCGGCUCCAUCCCCGCUCAGCCGGAUCAUGGUGGGUGGCCACGCCCCCGGGGCGGGGCCGCACGGGCCGCAUCUCCAAUUCGUGGUGCACCCUUUGCCUGGCACCCACGAACAGCUCUAUGACAAGCUCAAACAAGUGGCCGAGCGCAUCAAUCACCGACCCGUGGCCGCCAUUCACGGGCCCGGGCUGGGGCCUGGCGGGUCGGCCUGGCCCACAGGCCCGCCGCCGCCCUAUGGCACGCCGCCGGCCGGUGUGGGCGCGGCUUCGUCCAGUUCGGCCUUUGGUGCCACGCCCCCCACCUCGGGUGCCAGUUUACUGUCUAGUUUAGGCGGAGGCGUGGCCCAAAUAGAAGUGGGCCCGUCGCAUUUCGCCUUUUUACUGCGAGAUGGGCGGAUUUGCCGCCUGCCCUUUUCCGUGAUAUCGGAUCGCUUGGAUUUGAACCGCCAUCACGCGCCUCAUCAUCCGGGGGGCGGGAGUGGCGGUGGGGGCAGUGGCGGCGGCUCAGCCCCGGCCAGUGGCGGCGGUGGGGGUCACGGCUCGCAUCCGGGCCGAUCGGGCGGUGGCGUGGGCGGACCCAGCGCCGGUGGAUCCUCGGGCGGCGGCGCCAAACCCUCGUACAAGACGCCCUCUUCGGCCAGCGUGGCGGCCGCCUCAGCCACCUUAUCCGGCGUGCGCCAGCCCGCUCGCACCCGUGGCCGCAUCAUUCGCACCUCCACCAUUCGAGGCCGAGGGGUGGGCUCUGGAGGGGUCAUCAUGUCCAGCUCCCGUCCGGCCCCGUACGUGCCAGAGGACCUGGUCGCCCAAGCCCAAAGCGUGCUCCAAGGCCGCUCCCGCAGCCUCAUCAUUCGCGAACUCCAACGGACCAACCUCGACGUGAACCUGGCCGUUAACAACCUGCUCUCCCGGGACGAAGAGGACGGCGACGAUGGCGACGAAGGCCAAGACAACUACGUGCCUGAGGACCUCAUCUCCUUGUUAGACGCGGGGAUCAAUUCCGACCAUCACGCGGGGGUCAUCAUCGAUGCCGAUGCCAUGUUCUCGGACGACGCCAUGUUCGGCCAGUCCUACGCUUCUACGGCCGCCAAUGCUGCCCAUGCCCGCGUCACCGCCUCUGGCAGUCGUAGUUCUUCAACGCGGCGUUCAGCCGACCGGGAUCGCUCGACCGCUUCCACCUCUGGAAUCGAUGUGGCCGCCGUCACGUCCGCCCACAUGGCCGUAGCGGCCAUGGGCGGCGCUGGGGGUAGUGCUGGUUCCUCGGAUCAUCACCGGGACCGUGGGUCCUCAUCGUCCACACCGGCUUCGUCAUCGGCGGCCAAUUCCGCCGAGCGGGAGUCUUCGUUAUUCCGGUGGCGGGACCGACAAUAUCUGGGACCCAAAAGAUGGCUCGAGUCCGCUCUCAGGGAGUCAAAUUGGCCCAUUGACAAGGAUGAAGAUGCCGCCGGACCCUCAUCCUCGUCUAAGAAGCGCGAACCCGCGCCCGUUGUGCCCCAAAGUCCGUUGUGGUUAGGAGAUGAUCUAGAGUUUUGGCCUCCUGAGAAAUCGGGCCUUCGUUUUGUCAAGAUUGCCGCCAUGCACAGUGAGCUGGUGGCCGUAUCCGAUAAGGGACACAUAUACCAAUGGCGAUGGUGCGACAUGACCCCCUUCCGAGGCGACAAUCCGUCAGGCAACCACCCACGAGGCAAUUCCUUAGGCCUGAGCCAAGAAAAAGUGGUCAUGUUAUCGGCCUCGAGUAUUCGGUGCUCAGUGGUCACGGAAUCAGGCAAAGUGGCCACGUGGAUGGAUGAAUCCGUGGCCCACGUGAGUGCCAAAUUGGAGCAAUCCGCCCAAGCUUUUCCGGAGUUUCAGAACGAAAAGAUCUUAAGUCUGUAUACGUGUGUGCUCUACUCGGCCGUGAGAUUGGACUCCGGUGUGCUGUUUUGGUGGGGUAUUUUGCCGUUCAUGCAGCGCAAGAAGCUCUUGGAAAAGUACACGAAUAGGAAGCGCUCCAUUGACGCCAGUGGGAACAAGAAUUCCAAGGCAACUCGACGCAACGACAUCCGAGCAGUGGGUGGAUCGCAUUCAGGAGCGGCAUCUGCAUCCUCAUCCACUCAUCACGAGAUCCAAGUGGGCAGUCAGGUGUGCAUGAGGAAUGCGCCUUUGUAUCAAGGAGGUUCGAUUGGGUUUACGGUGGCUGGAGGUGUUCCAAAGGUGGGUCAACUUCUCAAUGCCGCUUGGAGCAUUUCGGACACAUGUCGCUUCAAGAUCAUUCAACCGCCCAAGAAACCAAAACUUCCCGAAUUACCCCGGGAUGUCAAAGCCAAAGAAGACAACGACUCGGCAUCAAUGCCGCCCCCGCCCUCACCCGCCUCCAGCACCUGUAGCGAUGGAUCCUUGUCCUCACCCGCUCAACAACAACAACAACAACAACAGCAGCAACAACAACAGCAGCAGCAGCAACAACAAGUGGGAGGGCGUCGUCAGAAGCGAUCGGCUCCCAAAGAGGAGCGUGACAAAGUCGACGAGGAGGAUUGGAAUCUCAAGGAGGUCAUUUUUGUGGAGGACACCCGCAACGUGCCCAUUGGAAAAGUGUUGAAGGUAGAUGGCCAAUUGGCUGCCGUCAAAUUCCCUAGUGCGAAAGACAAGGAAGAAGAUAACAUUCUCACUGAAAACACCCGUUUACUAAGAAAAGAUGAAUUGCAUGUGCUGAAGAGUGGGGCCAUCCCCAAAAUCCCGGAUUGCUUCCAACGCACUCCCAAACGCUUGGGUCUCAAUGGAGAGGGUCAGAUCCUGGCCAUUACCAUCGAUGGAUUGGGUGUGCACGCCGUGGUGAAGAACGGCUCCAAGAUGAGUCUGAAAGUGUUCAAUAUCAGCUCGGGCAAGUGCGAAGUGGAUUCCAAGUUCCCCACUGAUACCAACGCCUUCCUCGGACUCAACACCAACGCCAUCCAGUUCCAAAGCACGGGCGAGUCAGAGUAUGUAUCCGUAUUGACCGAAGGGAAUCGUGCCAUAUAUCCCAUUGUCAAGGACAUGACCCCUUCCGCGGAUUCCAUCAAGGACCCCAAUUGGCUGGAUUUGCCCUCGCUCCAAGCCAUUGGCAUGGGUACGCACGCCCUUCCACAUGUCGGGUCGGGUAAGAAGAACGAAGUAGCCGUGGUGGUGCUCUCCUUCGAGCCGCUUUUGGUUCUCCCCAAGAUCUUGCAAUGUGAUUUGGACGGUAUUAAACGAACCAUCGCUGAGUUGGAAAGCGAUCCGACCUCGCUAAAUACGAUCGAGACCGUUCAACGGAUCCUGGAGGAGCGUUGUGAUGGCGGACGAAAUAUAUUCCACACCGCUGUGUCCAUGUGCCAACCCACCUCUAACAAGGACCCGGACGUCCAAGAUGUCGCUCCCAGCGGGAGUAGCAGUGCCAGCAUGCCCCUGGAACUGGAUUCCAUGGACGCCAUGAGUGUGUAUGCCUCCAAGGCGCCCAUGAAUCUCAGGGACAUGAUGCGCCGCAAUCGACUCGAAUUGCCCUCGAGCGCGUCCGGCCCCGGGCAUUCGACCUCGGGACCCUCAGCCUCGGCCUCUGCGCCUUUAGCGCCCAACAUUGGAGUGGCGGCCGCGGCGGCGGCCGCAGCGGCCGCUGCAGUGGUAGCCUCGGGGGCGGGAGGUGGGAGCUCGUCGGGAGGAGUGGCGCCUCCUGGGGAUGCCAGUCCGCCGCCGGCGAUGGAAGAGCCUUCACUGCCGUCUCUUUCGUGGCCUCCUGAACCUAUGGAAAGCAACUCGGGUGACGAGGAUUCCCUUCUUGGACUGGCAGGAUCAGCUGCCUCGAUCUCGUCGCACAAAUCUCUUCUGGUGAAAGAACAACGCACGCCAGCCGUUGAAAAUCAAGAACGUCGUGCCAAUGCCCUGGCCUCACUCAAACUCAUUUGCGAGAGCCUCGUGUUCGGUCCCCAAUUAGAAGCCCUAUUGGCCAUGCAAGAUGCCCAAGGAAACACGCCCUUCAUGGCCGCCAUUGGUUGUCGAGCCUAUCCAGCGGCCAUUGUCCUCUUUGAAGCGGCUCAGAAAGUGGCUCUGGAAUGCUCCAAUGAUCGUGAGACUCAAAAGAAGACUCUCCUGUCCAUGGUGUAUCCCAAUGGGAGUGGAGCGGACCAUUCGCCGUUGCAUGUGAUCUGUUGCAAUGACACGUGUAGUUUCACCUGGACCGGAGCCGAGCACAUCAAUCAAGACAUCUUUGAGUGUCGCACUUGCGGACUCACGGAUUCCCUGUGCUGUUGUACGGAGUGCGCCCGUGUGUGUCACAAGGGCCAUGACUGCAAAUUGAAGAAAACCUCGCCCACGGCAUAUUGCGACUGUUGGGAGAAGUGCAAAUGCCGCUCCUUGAUUGGUGGACAUCAGGGUGCGCGCUAUGAGGUCUUGCGCAAGUUGAUCGCCGAUACGGAUUUGGUGUUGCAGCCCAAUGGUCGAGGAGAGAACAUCCUCCUGUUCCUAGUGCAGACGGUUGGCAGACAACGUCACGAGCAACGUCAAUUUCGACCCAAUCGCCAGCGAAAGGGAACGUCACGUAAGAUCCCAUCGUCAGAAAUGGACCCCGAUAAGCCCGAGCACGACUUGGACCCUCCACGAUUCAGCCAGAGGGCCCUAGACCAAUUACUCAAGGACUGGAACGCGGUCAAGGCCAUGAUCAUGACCGGCCACAAGGAGAACAAGACCAGCAAGUCCGCGCCUAUGUACGAAGAUCAGGCCUUCUUGGCCAGUCAAAGUGGAACCGGACUCUUGGAUAAGUUCACCCAUUGCCUGUUGGUGAGAUGCUCGGGUGAGAGCCUGGACUGCCUGCUCACCACUCUCAUCAAACGCCUCCAAACAGCUCAAGACAAGAGCGAUGCCCGCGGAGUGGUCAAGCGCUUCGUGCGUUCUGUCACACGCGUGUUCGUCAUCUUCAAUAUCGAAAUGGCUCCCGGACAAAGCAAGAAGAAGUCCCUCCAGUCCACGUCCCAGCCCCUCAACCGAUGCCGAAGAGUGUUUCAAGCCCUGAUCAACAUCGCCAUCGAAGAGCUCUGCGAGACUGCCAAUGCCUUGUUGGCGCCGGUUCGCUUUGGAAUCGCUCGACCCACGGCUCCUUUCGCUCUGUCCACCUCGAACGAGUCCGUCUCCAUCGAAGAGCUGUUCUCGGUGGAACCCAUGGUUCCUCGAAACUCGUUGAGCCUGAGCUCGGAUGCCAAUCUCUCACUUGGCGAAGGUCGCUCCCGCUCUCGGUCCAUCACGGCCGAGAACAAUGCUCGAAGCGGUGGAAAUCAUCAUCCCCGAGGAUCCAGCGGCGGAGCCGAGGGUGGUAAUGGGGCGGGGGCCGGGUCAGGAUCCCAAUCGGGUCCACCCGGAUUAAAUGUGUCCAUGAAUGACACCCUAGAAUUGAAUGACAAUGAAGACGUGGACGAUGGAGACAACCAAGUCGGCGACGAGGCGGAUGACACACUCGAAAACGAGGCCAAUGAUGAAGGCCCUGUUGAGAACCCCGAUCAAGACGAUCAACACUCGGACAUGGACCUUGAUCUCUUGGCUGAGACCGAUAGUGAAUCCGAGGACGGGGACGCCAACGAUCGCGAGGCUAACCAAGGUGGUGUCGAUGGUGGGGAAGGCGCCGGUGGGGAAGCCUUGUUCUCGGAUGAGGAUUCCGGUGCUAGCACUCAUCCCGAGGACGGCGAAUCCGACGGGGGUGAGACCGAUGAGCAAGAUGACGGAGAUUUCGCCUUCGCGGAUGAACAACUGGAACGACGAGCCACCCCUGGAACCGCCCAAGAGCGAUCCAAUCUCGCGCCACAAUCCAUGCAAUGGGCCUUGCGAUCUCGAAGCAAGAACUCCCGCACCGUCAAUGGAGGCUUCAUCUACGUGGAUCCAAGUUCGUUGCGACGAUCUACCACUUCAGCUUCCACCGUCGCCACUCCCAAUGGGUCUGAGGGUGUGACCAUGUACACCACUGCCUCGUCCCUCUCCCGGGCCUUCGGCAUAGUGGUGCGUCAAAUCGCGGAUCUGCUCACCAUGCUCCAGGAUUACAACGCCCUGGCCCCUGGAUUGACGCGAACCCUCGAAAUCUCCUACCAGGAAUCUCUCAAUCUUCAACUCCUCAUCGAGUAUCACAUGAAACCCAAUUGGGAUUGGCUCAUGUCCGUCAUGGACUCGACAGAGGCUCAGCUGCGGUUCGGUUCGGCCUUGUCUUACUCCACAGACAUAAUUGCCACGGCCAAUCCUGCCAAUCCAACGCGGAAUCGAGCCACGGAACGAGCCACCGGGUUCAGUUCCAGGGCUGGCAGUCUCUCCAACGCUCAGGACACGGCCAAUAAUCGGCGGGAUUUCCUGAACUACGCCCUCUCUUUGAUGCGGGCCCACAAUUCGGAGCAUUCCGACUCUUUGCCGGUGCUGGACGUGGCCUCCAUGAAGCAUAUCGCCUAUGUGUUCGACGCGUUGAUCUACUACAUGCGAUCAGGCACGGAUGCACAAGAGGACACGCCCUUUGGAGGUGGCAUGGAGCAGAGCUCAUCGUCCUCGGUUUUCCCUUUGAACACGUUCCAACACCAAGCCAGUUUCGACGAGAACGACAAUGACGACGAUGCCGCCAAUGACGCUCCACCAAGCGGAACUCAGUCCGGAGCAGCCACCCCCGGCGGGACCACCCACAUGGACGUGGACAACGACGAUACGAACCAAUCCGCUGCGGCCAUUCAAGCGGCUACAGCCAGCAAAGGACGACGACACCCGUUCUUCCAAAGAUCCGACUCGACCCUGUGUCUCGGGUGUCCGCCUCCCGACCCAUUUCAAACGCCCAUGCACGAAGCUUUGCCGUUGGCGGAUCAGCCCCACCUCCUCCAACCCAAUGCCCGACGGGUGGAGCUCUUUGGCGUGCCCAAACAACCCGUGGGCGAGGACAACAAUGCCUUGAGUAACAACCUGGCCGUACUGCCCACUCGUUUGGGAUUGUCCAUUCGAUCGACUGAUGAGGCCUUGAACCCGGCCAAUGGAGGGCUCCAACCGGCCGAGGCGUUCAAUUCGAUUUCCACGGCUCCAUUCCAAGCCACGCCCGUGGCCGCUGAGUCGGCCUUUGAGAACGUUGUGCGACAGACACGGCCCUCGAGCCCUACGGCCGCCACAUGCGACACGGCCAGUGUUCGAUCUUUGGAGAUCAGUGUCACGAGUGGCACCAAUGAAGAGAACGAACCCGAUCAACCCCAGGAUCUCUCCAUGGGUGGAACAAUGUCGUCCGCGAGCAGUGUGAGUGAAAUGAACCCGAAUGACGAGCCCAUCCCAUCGACUUCCAAAGGCUCGUUCACGUCACCCAAGAAAGCGUUUAUGAUGCGGGAAGCUGCGGCCAAUAGAAGUGACUCCAGUGGAGCUGGCCCUUCAGGUGCCAAUGCGGCUGCGGCUCCCGAGGUCCUCGUGGUGCCUACUGAGAAGCAAGAGCAAGACGGAGAUGUUUCAGCCAAUGUGACCAUCGAAACCUCGGCCGCCAAUGCGGCUCGACGAAUCAACUCGUUGGGCGUGUCUGUGCCGCACGACAUCCUCUUGGGCCGUUGGCGAUCGGCCUUGGAUCUGUUCGGACGAGUGUUUGUAGACGAUGUGGGUCUGGAAGCGGGCUCCAUCAUCAGCGAGCUGGGCGGUUUUCCAGUCAAAGAGGCCAAGUUCAGACGUGAGAUGGAGAAACUCCGCAACUCUCGAACCGUGGACCUGACCAUCAAUCACAUCGAGCGAGAUCGCGACCAACUCAUCACUCAAGCCUUCAAGGAGUUCAACUCCCAUGUGAAUCAACACCUGCGGCGAUCCAGCAGCUCUCAACCGCCAUUAGUGGUGAAUCGGGUGAAAGUCACCUUCCAAAACGAGCCCGGCGAAGGCACAGGCGUGGCCCGAAGCUUCUACACCGCACUCUCGGAGGCCCUGCUUUCGAACAACAAGCUGCCCAAUCUAGAAAGUGCUCAAGCUGGGAACAGCAAGUCCAUGCAAUUUGGACUCAUCCAGCGGCUGCGUGGCUCCCGUGAUGCCAAGAUUGAUCAUCGCCGCACCUUGAAUCGGGUCUAUUCCCGCCGACCCCAAGACUCGGCACGUGCUCUGAACUUCGAGGCCCGACCAUUCUACAUGAACGGUAUCGGUGGCAGUAACGAGCAUUUGUCUCAUCAUCAAACCCAAUUGGGGGAGCGGCUUUUCCCGCGGGUGCAAGCUUUGCGAGCCAACUGGGCCCACAAGAUCACCGGUAUGCUCUUGGAAUUGUCUCCGGCUCAAUUGCUUCUUCUCCUGGCUUCCGAGGAGUCUCUGAGACAAAGAGUGGAAGAGGCCAUUGAACUCAUCGCCAGUCAUGGAGGAGCGGUCCCCGACGGUGGCUCGAGUUCAGCAGCUCCCAGCACCUCCGGAGGCAACGUGGCUCAAGCUCCGCCGUCAUCUUCGCCAGGGCCCGGAUCCUCCUCCACUUCGGCCUCUGCGGCUGGAGCCGCAGCCGUGGGUCAAGAGCACCUUCUGCCCGAUCUAGACGUGUUCAACUUGGGCAGUAGCGGAUUGAAGCGAAAGGCGUUAUCGGGCUCGGUGGCUUUGGGAUCCGAACCCGAACCACCAGAGGAAGAAAACGUCGAGGAUAAUGCCCCACUAUUUUAUACACCUGGCAAGCGAGGCUUUUAUUCGCCCAUUCAAGGCCGAGGCACUCCGGAGAGGAUGAAUGCAUUCCGCAACGUGGGACGUCUGGUGGGAUUGUGCUUGCUGCAGAAUGAGCUCUGUCCAUUGUUCUUCAACCGCCACGUGAUCAAAUACAUUCUGGGCAGAUCCAUCCGAUUCCACGAUCUCGCCUUUUUCGACCCUGUCAUUUAUGAAUCACUCAGACAAUUGGUGGUGGACGCCGAGAACAAGGAGACCUCGGCCCAACUAUUCUCAGCCUUGGAGUUGACCUUCAGCAUUGAUCUGUCCGUGGAAGAAGGCGGUGGAUCCGCCGAGUUGGUGCCCAAUGGUCGAGACAUCGAGGUCAAUGCUGCCAAUGUGUACAACUAUGUUAGGAAAUACAGCCAAUAUCGAAUGGCCACUUGUCAGGACAAGGCUUUGGAAAAAAUGAAACUAGGCCUUUUUGAUGUUUUGCCAGCUGGAAGUUUGGAUUCCCUGACGGCUGAGGACUUCAGAUUACUCUUGAAUGGAGUUGGCGAUAUCAAUGUUCAAACCCUGAUCAGUUACACGUCUUUCAACGACGAAUCCGGAGAGUCUCCCGAGCGCUUGGUGAACUUCAAGCGUUGGUUGUGGGGAAUCGUGGAGAAGAUGUCUCCCAUGGAGAAACAGGAUUUGGUCUACUUCUGGACAGGUUCUCCGGCAUUGCCCGCCUCGGAAGAAGGUUUCCAGCCGAUGCCUUCAGUGACGAUUCGCCCGGCCGGAGAUAGCCAUCUGCCCUCGGCCAACACGUGCAUCUCCAGACUCUAUGUGCCACUCUAUUCGAGUAAGGCCAUUCUCAGGAGCAAGUUGCUGAUGGCCAUCAAGACCAAGAACUUCGGCUUCGUGUGAAUGAUUCGGAAAGGAAACAACACCAACAUUACCGUGGAGCAAUCAAGCUCAAGCGACUUCUUCUUUCGAAAUUGUGUGUAAAGAAAUAGAAAUAAACCGAAAAAUAGAUGAA